UUACUUUUGACACCAGCAGAAUGGGCUAGAAACUAUUAAAAAAAAAUGCUUUCUCUGUGGCUCGCAUAAUGUGGUCAAUAUAGUGUUGAAAAUGCGCUUACUGAUACUUACAGCUCCGUGUGUACAGUGUCUACUCUGUGUUUAUGGUCUGUGUAACCAAGGUACGUUAAGGAUGGGCCAGACUCUUUUCAGUGGUGCCCGGCGACAGGACAAGGAGCAACAGACAUGAACUGGAACACAGGAUGCUCUGCCUGAACAUGAGGGAAAAACUUCUUCACUGUGAGGGUGGCAGAACAGUGGAACAGGCUGCCCAGAGAGGUUGUGGAGACUUCUUCUCUGGAGAUAUUCAAAACCCACCUGGAUGUGAUCCUGUGCAACCUGCUCUGGAUCAAGUGUCUGAUUUGUCAUCGCAGAUUCCUGCUGUGGUUAUGAGGUCAUGCAUCUUGUCUUAUUCUUCAAGUUUGUACAGUCCAGAAAGAGCUUUUUCUCCUUGUAUGUGAGGAAGAAACUUCCAAGUCCUCCCUCAGUGAGCUGGAAAUCCCAUCUUUCACGUUCGUUCUUCAUUCUCCAGUUGUGAACUAGAAAACCGUAUCAGCCUGUUGCAAGGUUCUGGAAAACAUUACCACCACUGAUAAAUGGCUUAAUCUUCGCUCUUGGCUCCAGAUGAUUUGUUGUUCGUCAAGAUGUCGUCUGUUACUGAAAAUGGAGAUGUUGCUGCUGGAAAACCAAAUGAAGAGAAAACAUAUAAAAGGACUGCAUCCUCAGCUAUUAAAGGUGCCAUCCAGCUGGGAAUAGGAUACACAGUAGGAAACCUUACAUCAAAACCAGACAGAGAUGUUCUUAUGCAAGACUUCUAUGUUGUGGAAAGUGUUUUCCUACCAAGUGAAGGGAGCAAUCUCACCCCAGCUCAUCAUUACCCUGACUUCAGAUUUAAGACGUAUGCACCUCUUGCCUUCCGCUAUUUCAGAGAACUUUUUGGUAUCAAGGCUGAUGAUUACUUGUACUCAAUCUGCAGUGAGCCUUUGAUUGAAUUAUCCAACCCAGGUGCCAGUGGGUCCUUAUUUUUUGUAACUAGUGAUGAUGAGUUCAUCAUCAAAACAGUUCAACACAAAGAGGCUGAGUUUCUUCAGAAGCUUUUGCCAGGUUAUUAUAUGAACCUGAACCAGAAUCCAAGGACUCUUCUACCCAAAUUUUAUGGGCUGUACUGUGUUCAGUCAGGAGGCAUUAAUAUUAGAAUUGUUGUCAUGAAUAAUGUUUUGCCACGAGCUUUGAAAAUGCAUUUCACGUAUGACUUGAAAGGCUCCACAUACAAACGGAGAGCAUCAAGAAAAGAGAGGGAGAAGUCCAACCCUACAUUUAAAGACUUGGAUUUCUUGCAAGACAUGCAUGAAGGGUUGCAUUUUGACUCUGAAACACACAGUGCAUUGAUGAAAACACUACAGCGUGAUUGUCGAGUUCUAGAAAGUUUUAAGAUCAUGGAUUACAGUCUGUUACUGGGAAUCCACAUACUGAACAGUAACAUGAAGGAAAAAGAGGGAGAGAGUUCCCAGAGCACAUCGGAUGCGAAACGUCCUGGAGGGCAGAAAGUUCUGUAUUCCACAGCCAUGGAGUCUAUACAGGGCCCUGGGAAGUCUGGAGACUCUGUCCCCACAGAGACAACAAACACAAUGGGAGGUAUUCCAGCUAGAAGCCAUAAAGGAGAAAAGCUGCUUCUAUUUAUGGGAAUUAUUGAUAUUCUCCAGUCUUACAGGUUAAUGAAGAAGCUGGAACAUUCUUGGAAAGCUCUUGUUUAUGAUGGAGACACUGUUUCAGUUCACAGACCAAGCUUUUAUGCAGACAGAUUUUUAAAGUUUAUGAAUACAAGAGUUUUCAAGAAAGUUCAAGCUUUAAAGUCUUCACCUUCAAAGAAACGGUGCAAUUCCAUCACAGCCCUAAAAGCAACAUCACAAGAAAUAGUGUGUACGGUUAGCCAGGAGUGGAAGGAUGAAAAGCAUGGCAUUCUUGCUGAAGGACAAAGCUAUGCCAGCCUUGAUGAAGAAGUACUAGAUUCACGCCACCAACCGGAUCUAGUGCCAAGCACUCCAUCUCUGUUUGAAGCAGCUUCCUUGGCAACUACAAUUUCUUCUUCUUCCUUGAAUGUAGAUGAGCAUUAUCAAAAUGAUCAACCUGUGCUCUGUUCCAGCAGUAAAGGGUUGCCUUCAAGUUCAACGUGCACUUUAGAAGACAGUGCCAUCUAUUUGACAUCAGAGCAGAGCACAGUGGAAAUGGAAAAUGACAAUGCUUCAGUUUUGGAUGUCUACUUAUAACAAAGAAUACAUGAAGAGUAAAACUAAGAGAAGUGACUGUGGUUGAUGAAGAGCACUUUCUGCACUCCUGAGUUAAGAAGGAGGAAUUUGCUGAGCCUAAUAGAUGAAGAGGAAUAAUCAGCUGAUCUUAUUCUAAGAAGUGUCAGGUCUUUGAACCAUAGAAAGGAUUGAUGCACUUGGCAAAAAUGACAUGAAACAUUCCACUCUCUGCUAUCAUAUACUGUUGCUUGCUGAACUGUGAAGAACUGUGUGUUCAGGUGGCUUUCUAUUAUAUUGCCAAUCACCAUUUUUGGAUUUGAAAGUCAUAUUUUCUUAUUGGCUCUCUAGUGUUUUCCUUUGCAUGCUUUCUGUAGCUAUGCAUAAGCAAAAUCUAUUAUCUGUUUUACCUAUUUAAAAAUAAGCACAGUGGUGAAUAAAAACUUCAUUUGUUGUGACCCUUCAGUUCUAAUCACUUAGGUCCAUGUCAGUGGAAAUUGGAAUUGAUGUCAUACAAGGCUUAGGGUAAACCUCUGCACAUACUUUAUGAAAAUGAGCCUCUAAAGAUAUUUUCACUGUUAGUGAAAAGGAGAAAAAAAUGUUAUUUAUACCAAGGCCUUAUGUUGUGUACAUAUCUUGUCUUUGAAAUAUUUUUGAUUUAGUUUAUUUCUUGUAAAAGAGAAAUUAUAUAAUUUAUUUAGUAAAUACUACUGUAAACUAUAGUUUUAUUGAUGAAUAAAGUAUUUUGUUCUCAAGAACAUCACAGCUGUCAAACUGCUUUUGAUCUGUGCAGGACUUGUUGUUCUGGUAUUUCUCUACCUUCAUGAAAUGGUCUUGAGAGGCAUCUCAACAGAUAUGACAGCCACUCUAUAACAUGGUAUCUGUCUUUAUCUUCUACCAGCUCUAUAAUGAAGAGGAAAAUCUUGAAAUUAAGAGUAGAAAAGGCAAAGGAACAUACUCAACAGGCAUUGCUUCAUAAAAGCUUUUCAGGUUUUUCAGUAUGGGCAAUCAUUUUAAGAUAACUAUAGAAACUGUCUGGUUUCCUUAAUUUCCCUAGCAGCAGAGAGAUAAUCCCCAACACCAGUGACCAUAGAUCCUAGAUUUCGUGCUUUGAUGUGGUAGUGUAUUUAAUAACUACACAGGUAUCACUUUGAAAGUUUAUGAAAGUUAUUGGUAAUAACAUUUCUUCUAGGAGAAAGUGUAGCAAACCUGCUGCAUUGGCAAAACAGAAUUUGGCACUUUAAUUCCUAAAAUUAUGCUUUGUACUUUGCAGAAUUUUCCAUUUAAGGUUUUGGUGUGGUUUUUCUUUUUUCCUUUGAUGUAAUCCUGUAACAGUGACAUGGAGGAGAGUAUUAUUCCUUAAUUAUGCACAGAAUAGAGAAAUGGAAAGGUUUGGGUUUUUUUCCUCUAAGAUGUAGAGUCUUUGGCUUAACUUAGAGCCUAUGUCUUAUGAUUACCUCUUUUCCAGCCUUUGAAAUUAAAUUGCUUAAUCUCAGCAAGAUAAUUCUUCUGCAGCAUUCUUCUUAGGAAUGCAAGAGACCAAUCUGCAUGCCCUGUGAGCAGAAACAUUUUGUACAUCUAUGUGAACUGUCUGCUCCAUGCACAGUGUACAGCACAUUUAGGAUGUGUGUCUUUGCAAAGUAGCUAUUUCUGAUCAGUCUUAUUUGGGGAAAAACAUGAAAUUUCUUAGUUUAAGCACCAGAUUAACCUUCAUAAAGCACAUACACGCUACUCUUUUCCCAAUUACCUAGCAGACUGUAGUGUCUGAAUCAUUUGUCCUUAGGAAGAUCCCUGAGGGGACACAAGUUAACUGCAACAAUUCUGUCCAAAACCAGAAUGUCUAUACUAAACAAGUCAGAGACUGACCUGUCCUUUGUGUACAGUCCCUUUAACACAGUCACUUAUAAAUGAAAACAGUCAUUUAACACUUGCAAAAGGAAAUCCUGUAUAGAAUAUGGAGCCUACUGGGAAAACCUUCUCCAAAGCAUGUGCACUAAUGGGGUGGGUGGGCGGGGGGGCGGGGGGGGGGAAGAGGAGGUGACUACAUGGUUCCACUGGGAGGGAAGAGGGAUUACAGAUAAGCAAUGUUAAUGAUCAACAACUUGAUACCCAUUCCUUUCUCUAACACAUGAAAUGGUGUAAAGCUUCAAACAUCAAAGACUACAGGAGCUUGUAAGUAUGUGUAUGUUUCAUGCCUAUGUAUUUCAGUUCUCUUCAUCUUGUAUUGGUAUUUUGCAUUGGUAGCACUUAGAUGAAAAUUUAAAGACUUUUAAACAUAGCUAUAAAGCUGAUGAGGCAGUGCAUGUCAGGUAACAAUAAAAUAUAUACAGAAGGCAUAAUCAACUCCCUGGGGCAUUAAAGUAAUGUAUUGGUCUAUUUCUCCAGGUCUAAACAGAUGGAACUCACCACAGGGAGCAAAAUUUGAAGAAUUAGGUCACAGACAUGGGCUAUCUCUGUGCAGUGGUAUCUGAAUACUCUGGCCCUGCAAGCUGCUCAGAAGGAAAAAGCACAGGUUGAUGCCUGCUUAGAGAAAGGUAGGGAAUAACUCCAAAUUUGUAUAUCUGAUCCUAUGACUUAAUUAUAUGGCAUUCAGAGGGCGAGUUUUGCCUUUGGUGGUACUGUAUAAUAGUUGUCCUCAGUUUGGAAAAAAAAAAAAAAAAAACAAAACAAAAACCUUCAUGUCCUUGUACUAGAUUUCAGUGGUUUGAAAAUACCAACACUUAUCCUGAGAUGUGUUUUCUUGUUGACUUUGCUUAUACUUUAGGCAAUUUAAUAUCAUGUAACUCAAUGCUAUUUUUCUAAACCCUUGACAUAAGACAGUGAUGAGUAAUCAAUAGCACACUCCACCUAUUCUUCAUAGAAGCCAUUUACUGACCUAUUUCCAGUGGCUCAUGCAUUUGCUUGCAACAAGAAAGAUAUCGGCUCGUGCCAGACUGAAGACGCAGGGCCUGAUCCUGCAGCGAUUUUGCAUAUGGAACUGUUUC
Molecule: messenger RNA, 5266 nt
Organism: Grus americana (Whooping crane)
Lineage: Eukaryota; Metazoa; Chordata; Aves; Gruiformes; Gruidae
Gene: PIP5K1B
Product: phosphatidylinositol-4-phosphate 5-kinase type 1 beta
Exons: 16
Coding region: 684-2306 (540 amino acids)
Biological process (GO): phosphatidylinositol metabolic process
Molecular function (GO): phosphatidylinositol kinase activity
Source: RefSeq, a predicted model, not a curated record